UUUUCCUUUCUGGAGACUAUGGCGAAGAAUAAUCUCUUAAAGGUCACGAAAGAAGUAUCGCUUAUGUCUAGGUGGAUGGCUAUCGAUCUGUACAUAAGAGAGAUUGAUAGCUUAAGAUUUGAACUGUCUAUGAAUCGAUGCAGCGAUAGAUUGUCAAGAUUGGCAGAUGAGAUUCUUGAAAAAGAAAUUUCUGCCCAAGAAGAUAUUGAAAGUUGGGGUACGAAUGUAGGAAGAAGCCAACCAAAAUUUCCAAACCAGCAGGGCUUAUCCCUACCCACUCAACUUCCACCUAGAGCUGACCUUCCCUUAUGUGCUGAAUGUGGUGAAUCACAGUAUCCCAAGCUUGAAGUUCCUGUGACAGAUUAUAUUCCACUCAGUCGCCAGGAUGUUCAAGGCAUUUCAAGUGAUGGAUAUGGCCCAAAUUUGCAAAUAAAGACAGGAAAUGGAAAUUCCGUCAACUCUAAUGGUUCUCAGCAAACUAUUACUCCACGAGGUUCUUCCUCCUCGAGUUCACAACUUCUGCUUCAGAAGAAACUACUUGCUGAUUCUCAGAUUGGGAGGACCAGCUUUCAGAAGCUAUUAGAACCAACUCCACCUAAACGAGCUGGAAUUGCUCCUUAUCGGAUUGUUCUUGGGGAAGUUGAGGAAAAGCUUUUGAAGACAAGAAGGCUUCUGGAACUUCUUCUUGAGGGUCUUCCUUGUGAAUAUGAUCCUUGGGAUUACUAUGAAACAUCAGACCAACUUUUGGAACCACUACUUCUCUGCUAUGAAUCUCUGCAUUCAUCUGAUUCCGGAGUUCUAGCUGAUGGCCGGCUUGCUGAUUUGAUCCGUAGAGUUGCUACUUUCGGCAUGGUUUUGAUGAAACUUGAUUUACGACAGGAAGCUGCAAAGCAUUCCGAAGCUUUGGAUACUAUUACAACAUACUUGGACAUGGGCACAUAUAGUGAAUGGGAUGAAGAGAAGAAGCUCGAGUUUUUGACAAGAGAACUGAAAGGGAAACGUCCUCUUAUUCCCCCAAAUAUUGAGGUCGGUCCUGAAGUGAAAGAAGUACUAGACACUUUCCGAGUUGCUGCUGAGUUAGGAAGUGAAUCACUGAGAGCUUACGUGAUUUCCAUGGCUUCAGACGCAAGUGAUGUCCUCGCUGUGGAACUUCUACAGAAAGAUGCCCGACUUGCCGUCAGUGGUGAUCUGGGAAGACCAUGUCCUGCUGGAACACUGCGAGUGGUUCCUCUUUUUGAAACGGUGAAAGACUUAAGAGGCGCUGGCUCCGUGAUAAGGAAAUUGCUUUCAAUUGACUGUUACAGAGAACACAUCGAAAAGAACCACACUGGACACCAAGAGAUAAUGGUUGGAUAUUCUGAUUCUGGAAAAGAUGCUGGUCGCUUUACUGCAGCAUGGGAACUAUACAAAGCCCAGGAGGAUGUCGUGGCUGCUUGCAAUGAAUUUGGCAUCAAAGUUACAUUGUUUCAUGGACGAGGAGGAAGUAUUGGCAGAGGUGGUGGCCCAACUUAUCUCGCCAUACAAUCCCAGCCUCCAGGUUCUGUGAUGCCAGGGAGGAGCUGGAGUUUGGGAAUGUCUACAAAACCAUAUCGCUUCUCCAUUUGCAUAAGCUAAGGGGGACUAAUUCUCUGCCAGAUUGUCCUACCAUACUCUGCUGCAGGACAAAUCUCUGCUCAAUUUCAACGUCCUACACUGAGACGCUUCUUGAGAUUCCAGUCAAAUUCUGUUCAGUUCAAUACUCAAAACUCAUCAUCAUGCUUGCAUUUUACACCCUCUCACAUACUAUUACAGGAUUCUCAGCCCUCUAUAAAACAUACAUUAGACAUCCACAAUUUCUCAAUCAAUUUGAACGAGGAGAGAUACAACAAAAGAGACAGAGGAUCAGUUGGAUAUGUGUGUUUGGAUUACCAGAUUGCAUGAUCUAGUGGCUAGGCUUCAGUCUUGUUGUGUUCCAUCAAGUGUCUUCUUGAAAUG
Messenger RNA from Brassica oleracea var. oleracea, 1974 nucleotides. RefSeq names its product phosphoenolpyruvate carboxylase 4-like. The record is from RefSeq and is a predicted model, not a curated record. Gene Ontology annotation, biological process: carbon fixation; tricarboxylic acid cycle. Bases 19 to 1614 code for a protein of 531 amino acids. NCBI's taxonomy places the organism in Eukaryota, Viridiplantae, Streptophyta, Magnoliopsida, Brassicales, Brassicaceae. The transcript is spliced from 13 exons. Gene Ontology annotation, cellular component: cytosol. Gene Ontology annotation, molecular function: phosphoenolpyruvate carboxylase activity.